Molecule: messenger RNA, 2459 nt
Organism: Phytomonas sp. EM1
Lineage: Eukaryota; Euglenozoa; Kinetoplastea; Trypanosomatida; Trypanosomatidae
Source: the annotation of a GenBank genome assembly
UUAAGUGAAAGUAUAAAUGACCAUUAUAUUUUUAACAAAGACAUAAGGUUCGUGCGCAUUGAGACAGAUCAGUACCACAGCACACUCAUUGUUUUCCUUCCUUCACUAUUGAUGUGAAGAAUGCGCAUUCACUCCGGGGUUAAGUUUUUCAGACAAGUAAACACUAAAGCUCGGAUAUGCCAAUGAGGAAAAGGGGCACGGAUGUUAUAUUUAUGAAUGCGUAGGUGAAGGAAGUACUAUUAUAUCAUGUAGGUAGAUAUGGACGAAUAUACUAAAUGGUGACAAAAAUUGUGUUGAUCAGGAUGAUAGCUCCAAUAAUAUCCUUUGAUGAGUUUCAAAAGAAAAAAUAUGGCUUGAUUUACGUGACGUAUACACCCCCUCUCCCUUUGAUACUCUUUACAAAAAAAAAAAUUAUGCGAAUAAUUUUGUUUCCUUUUAACUGUUAAGGCAAGCACUGAUACAGAAAGAAAGAAGAAGUUUCCAAUCUACCAAAAAUGACGCCGUUAAAGCUACAUUUGCCGCAGCUCAAGGAAGGGGAGCAGCCCAUGGAGUUCCCUGAUACAGAAAGGAAAGAACUUUCGUCGUGGUGUUCACAGGUCACGGUCGUGCCCCAAGGGCUCGCGUACUAUCGACGCCUUGGUUUGAUGACUCGGCUUCAUGGUGAGGCAGGGCGUUUGUUCCAGGCCCAGAGCGAUCCUCAAAGCGUAGCGAAUCAGUGGGUCUACGACGCAUCCGACAAUGACGAUGAAAGCGAUGACAGCUCCAGUGAUGACGAUCGUGGGGCGGAAAGCCACCAACAGCCGGCCUCACAACGGAAGAAAUUUACACAGAUAUCCGAAGAAGAUCUUUUGGUAAACUGGUACGAUGUCCUAAAGCUGGAGCAGCAAGAAGGGGCCACCGAUGAGCAGAUCCGGCAGGCUUACAAACGUUGCUGCUUGGAAACCCAUCCAGACAAACAGAAGGAUCACUCUGAUGAGUUGUUCAAAAAGGUACAGCGUGCGUUUGAUAUCCUUGGUGACCCAGAUGCGCGUCGGUCAUACGACUCCUCACGGCCGUUCGAUGACAGUAUCCCGGAUGCGGUUGUGGAGGAAUCGAUGUUUUACCGCACCUUUGGUCCAGUCUUUGAGCGAAACAAGAAGUGGAGCAUUGAGAAGGACUUACCCUCGUUAGGAAAUGACACCACCGCCUACCCCAAUGUAGUGCGUUUUUACGAUCGCUGGAGUACUUAUCAGAGCUGGCGGGACUUCUCGCAUGUUGCAGAGCUCUCCGAAAUUGAUGACUCGAUGUGCCGCGAGGAGAGGCGUUACUACAUGCGCGAAAAUGAGCGCCAGCUAGCACAGCACCACCGUCAAGAGCUUAAAAGGAUUCGGACUCUGGUGGAGAGGGCCCGGAAAAAUGAUCCUCGCUUGCGCCGCAAACGAGACGAGGACGAAGCCAAACGAAAGAAAGAACAGGAAGAGAGAGAGGCGUUUCGGCAACAACUGCGUGCAGGGGAGCAACUUCGCCAGAAGUUGGAAGAGGAAAAGGAGCGAAGCCGACAACAGGAGGCUAUUCGUGCGGUACAGGCGCAAAAAGACGCCAUACGGCAAGCUCAAAGGGAGCUGCUAGCUUUUUUUGAAAUGCAUCACUUGAUUGACGAGACGCCGACCAACAAAAUUCUUUCCAACGCGGUUCGAAAACCCAACAUAACGUGGCUGUUUUUGAAGAUAAAUGGUGCACAAGAGGCGCAGGCGGUCCUGGAGGCAGUGCGAUCUGCUAGCACCACCCACAAGUCCAAGCGGACCAUCACAGAUGCGAAGAGUAGGGUCAUUGACAACGAGGAUGAGGGCGGUGAUGAUGAAGUUGAGGCAGUUCGAGUGUUCAAUCGCCUCAUUUAUGAACGCGAAAAACUCAUUGGUGUUGACCGCUAUGGGGAACCUAUAAAAAAAGCUGGGUAUGGAGACAAAGUGAAUGUUCCGAGCGCAGCCUCCACUGGGGGCGGCGGUGCCGGCACGUCAAGUGGGAACAAGAAGCAGCCGUCUCCCGUGGUGUGGACCCCCGACGCUCUCGCACGUUUGCAGAAAGCCACGGCUAAAUAUCCCCCUGGUACCAUCGAGCGCUGGCCUAAAAUUGUUGCUGCCCUCCAGAAUCGUUACACAGAGGAACAAGCCAUGGCAAAAGUGAACGAGCUAAACGCUUCGCUGAGCAACUGCAAUAGCAGCCAAAGUGGCGCCGGCGGUGCGGCAGGCGUUAGUGGUGGUGGCGGGUCCUCAGAUUCCGCAUCUGCAGCUACGGCAACAACUCUUGUGGAUGAUUGGACCAUGAGGCAACAGAAACAACUUGAGCAAGGCCUACGCGAGCUUAAGGACUACAAGGAGAAGGACAAAUUCCAAAAGAUUGCCGGAAUGGUGGAUGGCAAAACUGCAAAGGAGUGUUUCGAUCGAUACAAGUUUUUGUGUUCAAUAAAGCGCAAAGCGUAG